Leishmania mexicana MHOM/GT/2001/U1103 is the source of this 3297-nucleotide messenger RNA. RefSeq lists its product as hypothetical. NCBI's taxonomy places the organism in Eukaryota, Euglenozoa, Kinetoplastea, Trypanosomatida, Trypanosomatidae. The transcript has a single exon. The coding region runs from base 1 to 3297 and encodes 1098 amino acids. The record is from RefSeq and is a predicted model, not a curated record. Gene Ontology annotation, molecular function: metal ion binding.
AUGCCAUGUGGGCAUCGCACCUCUCCACAGCAGCCUGCGCAUGCGCGGGGGCCGGGCUACAGUUUCGACUGUACUCGUACUCCCGCUGCGAAUGGCAGAGCACCAGGUUGUUUUGCUGCUGCUGCUGGUACCUCCCCAUCCACGCUGUCGUCUCUGCCAGAGGAGCCAGUGACAGAGGCUGCAUAUCGCCUAAGCCCACAGGAGGUGCAGCGUCGUGCGCAACAGGUGCUAACGGCGCAGGUAUGCAGCAUGCUGGAGGAGCGACUCCACGAACGCUUGCAGCAAGCCCGCGUCGCGCAUGCACAGCGAAACGCGACACGCAUCUCUCCACCCCCACCCGCGCCGGCACCGGUGCCUCCUCUUGACACCCACAUGGCCAGCGCCUGGCCGAAUAGUGCCUCUUCUGAAGCUGCUGACGGGGCUAGCGCUACACCUACCUCUGCUAAGUUGGAGCCACUCUCUGAGGAAGCCUCGCCAUUCAUUACCACGGGGAUGUCGAGAAAUGGAGGCGCUGCCGGCAGGGGUACCACGCAUCCGGGCGCGACCGCCGUUGCAUCUGCGGUGCACUCCCCGGCGGAGAUGUCCACAAUUGACGUGAACCCGUACUCGGCGGUGGAGCUGGUGCGAGUGCACCGCCUCAAGGGUGUGCCGAACCACAACCGUGGCCUCUUCGCCGGCUUGUCACGGCGCUACUUUACAACUCGCAGCGGGCACUACACGGUUGGCCGAGACGGCGAGGGACACCAUCGCGUGCGCUCGGGUGUGUCUGGGUUUAUGUGGGAAGCACAACGCCACUCCGGCACUGCCUCUUGCCCCCCGCCGCGGCUCACGAUGCGGUCUCUCUGUGUAGACAGCCGAAUCCUGUUCCAAUGGACAGAAGGCGACUCUUCGUACGAGGUGCAGGAAGAGGACGAGUCCAGUGGUCAGCGCGAUGACGGGAUGGUGUUCUACAACGCCUCCGACAUGGACGACGCUGCUCUCGGGCACGCGCUCAAAAGGUUGCUCGAGCGCACGUAUGGCAAGAGAAUGACAGCAGAGCAACGGGUAGAGGCGGCGAGGCGGCUGCGGGAGCGGCGUGAGGGGCAGCAGGGCACUAGUGGUAGAUACCGUGUGAAGGGCAGGGGCAGUGAUGGUAUCCCGAACUCGUCCGCCGGUGGAGACGCCCUGACGGACGGCGGCGACUCCUUCAUGGCCGGCGUGAACGACGGUUCAUCUGAUGUGGGUAAGACUGGACAGCAGCGACGGGCCCCAGCAGACAGACGCUUCCGCGGUGGGGCCGCCUCCUCAAACUCGAAGCGCGGUGUUUUCUUUCUACGGGACCUGUCGCCCAUCGAAUUCGUGGGUGACCACAGCCUGUUCCCGGUGGUGGACACGCCGAUGCUCUCUGCGGGUGCCACGCCGCACAACCCCGACGACCCUCACCUCACCUUUGCAGCUCUUGGCCAUCGCUACUCGGCAUGCACCGAAGGAGGCAGUCUGCGACAAAGUGAUGGCGGGGACCACCUGAACGGCACGCUCCUCGCCGCACUCUCUCUUUCCUCCCUGGGCCGCACCAUGACCUCCGCUGAGGCGGAGGCGCACCGAACCAAGCGACAUCUCCACGUUGCCUUUGAAAACUUGAGCACAAGGAGUAGGCCCGGGGGCGGUGACGGGCCUGCGGGGCUUAUCGAGGUUAAGCGCAGUGGCUCUGGCACCGUCGGCGGCCGCCGCGCGUACGGAUCUCUGUCUCUGCCAAGCUCGGGCGAGCAGCAGUGGCAGCUGAGCCACACUGCCUGCCUCUACACGAAUGAAGAGACGGUCGUCGUUGACAAGCGGCUAUCGGCCGUUGCAGGAGGGCCGAGAGACGGCGCACAGGACACAUCCUCGGUCGUCCUUGGCGCAAGGGGUGACAACGGUGCAGCAGGUCGCUUUGGCAAGGUUGGCCGUUACACCGCAAGUAGAGCUGGCGAAGGAAUUUCUUCGGCGACAGGGCAGGACACCGGCGAAGUGCUCACAGCAGAGGAGACGCAGCAGCGCAUCUCGGCAUCUCUCUCAGAAGCCUCCGCCUCUGCCACCAUCACCUCACAAGACGACUCGAGGCUCUCCCUCAAGGACAACGGCGACAGCGGUAACCUCGAGGAGUUCCUCACACACUUCCCUGAGGAGGAGAACCAUGUCCGCCUGCGUCGAGCCGCCAAGAAUAUCCUUGACGGCAUGGAAGACAUGUGGGACGAGGCCGAUACUACCGGCAGCGCCUUCCUGUUGCCAAAAUUCCUCAACCCAAAUUUCCAGUUUCCGGGGCUUGACGUCAUCAGCAGCUCCGAUGGACUCGAUGAUGAUAGCGGGCACGACGAGGGCUCAGCAGACGACGAGCACGAGUCGCUCACCGGCUUUGGCGUCAACGAGGCGGAGCUGAACGAGAAGUUUCGCAUUGAAGCGGAGGAGGAGUGCGGCGAUCUUGUGUCUCAGCGUGACGCGCUGCUGGCGGAAAUCGAGGCUCAACGCCAGCUUCUGGACAACAUGGGUGCGGAUGUACACUACCUCUCCGUUGGACAGGCGCGCACCGGCAUGACGGCGGAGCAGUACGCCAUCAUGCUCACCAGCGAGGUGAGCUGCUACGCCAAGUCGAAUCAGCUUCGCCUGAACCGCACUCUGGAAGAGAUGUCUGAGCAGCAGCAGAAGGAUGGCGAGGCGGGGACCACUAUUGAGCGCGCUGCGUACGGCUUUCUCGACCGCUUCGGGAAGGGACGAGCCACGACAGGGGACGUGGGCUGUCAAGUGUGUGACGCCGAUCUGUGUUACGUCGACGCCGCUGUGCGUUCGACUGAGGAGCAGCUAGAAGACUUGUUCAUGCAUGAGAAGGCGCUGGUGAACGCUGUGCGACUCGCCACGGUGGCGGUAGCCAACAUCAUGACUUUUCACGCCUCGCUGGAGAUGGAGUCGACAUGCCACGAGUGCUUUUUCGUCUUCGACAAGCCGCGGACGCUCUGGCCGUGCGGGCACACCUUCUGCCUCCCUUGUCUCUCCAACAUGUACAACCGCCGCGGAGAGCUCAUCUGCUCGGAAUGCGGGUCCGUCUGCGAGGUCGGCUACACCCCCAACAUUUCUGUUGAGCUCAUCGCCAACUACCAGACACUGUGCAAGCGCAGCGAACCCAACGAAGACUCCGAGCCUGAUAGCUCACUGAACAAGGAGGGCAAUACACAGACGGUUGAGGGUGUUCUCCGCAGUUUGCUGAACAACCUGCUCUCGGCCCAGAGCAGCUGGACCGCCAUGCCCUCUGAACACUCUCCACUAAAGCUGGGCGUUGACGCAUGA